This is a messenger RNA of Acanthocheilonema viteae, 6579 nucleotides long. The record is from the annotation of a GenBank genome assembly. NCBI's taxonomy places the organism in Eukaryota, Metazoa, Nematoda, Chromadorea, Rhabditida, Onchocercidae.
AUGACUGAUGUUCUCGAUGAACCAUCGUCGAAGAAACCGAAGCUCUCAUCACCAUCAGACUUUGAUGAUGAUCCGUUAAGUGAACUGGAGAAAUUGGAGCCUUUGCCGUCCAUUCUGGAGACAAUGUCUCAAACACCAUCCAGUAUUCAUAUGUCGACGAAUAAUGGACCCGGACCAUCAUCUGUUGAUUCCACUGGCGCUACAAGUCAGCCACCCUCAGUUAGUCAUGGGAAUUACAUGGGACCAGCGUCAGUAAUACAAUCUCAAGCCGGUGCACCAGCACAAGCACAUAAUGCCCAGUCACAGCAAAAUACUCCCUCGCAACCCAGUGUUUUGCAAGAGUUGUUAUUAAAUCCAUCCAGUCAAAAUAAUCAGACUUUAAACAGUCCACGGCCACCUUAUACUACUCAAUAUCAAACAAGGAGUCCAGUGACGAGUGGUGCCACGAUGAUGGCAUCAGCAAAUUGUCCUCCAAAUGUAGCUCUGUCUGCUGGACCACGAGGAUUACGAGCUACUGGACCUCAAAUGUACGGGCCUGCAGGUCAUACUGAUAUGACUAUGCAACCGGGUGGUGGUCCGCAACUAGGGCAUCCAACUCAGCAAGGCAGCUAUGUUGCCUCACAGAUGAUGCCACCACCUAAUCAGCAAUCUUCACAAUCUCUUUCAUAUGCUUAUCAGCAAUCCGGUUCUCGACCAGUUUAUGCAAAUACAGGUUCUCGGGCGGUUUAUGCGCCCGCUACACGCAGUGCAACACCACAAGCUAUGAAUUUGGCUCGGGGUAGUGCACCAGUGAUACUCAAUGGAGCUUCGGCUCCCCGAAUCCGAGCUACUCAUCAAGGUAUGAUAACAAUGCAGCAAGGAGGCGGGCAAAUGAUGCGAACAGUUAUGGUUCAGCAGGGUCCACCGUAUGACCAAGGUGGUUAUGCUAUACCACCCCGUGCAUCCGAUCCUUAUGGCAUUUCGCAGACGCAAACUGGAGCAUCACCAAAUUAUGCGCAGUUGCCGCAGAGCCAUAUGGUAGCUAGAAAUCAACCAAUGCCUUACACUAAUACACCAAGUGCACCACAAGCGAUUCAACAAAGUAGUACGAUGAUACCGCACAUGAUGGAACAUUCGACAAUAUCGGCACAACAGCAGCCAAGUCAACAGCCACCACCACCACCGCCAUCAUCAUCACUGACUCACGGAAAUGUAAUGCCGCCACAGAUGAGUGCAUCAACAGUGACAAUAGCGGGAACUCCCGGUCCAAUGUCUGGUCCAAAAUCCGGAAUACCGCCAAAUUUGCCGCCACCUCAGAUGCCAAAUGCCUCAGCUACUGGUCAGAUACAACAAUUUACUGGCAUGAACAACACUGCACCGCGGGAUGGGACAUCAAUAAGCAGUACACUUCCAACUGGUGGUACACAAGGGAAUAAUCAAGACCCUGGACGAAGAAAACUUAUUCAGUUACAGUUGGUACUACUUUUGCAUGCACACAAAUGCCAACAACGAGAACGAUCGGCGGCACGUGUUUUCUUAUUCUUUAUUUGUUUGCAAGAUGGUGCAAAUGGACGAUAUACUUGCACUUUACAGCACUGUUCAACUAUGAAGGGAGUAUUGCAGCAUAUGACAACAUGUAAUAGUGGAAGCGCUUGUAGUUACCCUCACUGUCCGUCAUCACGACAAAUCAUUUCUCAUUGGAAGAACUGUGUGCGUGACGAUUGUCCAGUAUGUACACCGUUGAAAAGUAGGCAAAAUGUAGCGCAAGCAGUUGAUCGACGAACUGUUUCUGGCGUUGAACCGUUUGGAACUACCGGCGUAGGAUCUGCGCAACAAGUACCAUGUGGUCCAGGUAAUGCGACAGACAUUGACAAUGUUGGUAUGCCAAAUCGAAUCAGUACACAACAACAGCAACAACCACAGCAGCAACAACAGCAUUCUGGACCUGGUACAGCUCUGCCACCAAAUACAAAUUCACACAACGUGUCAGCAUAUGAUUCGUCUGGACCCACAUCGAUCAACGCUUUUCUAAUAGAUUUCAACCCCUCAAACGAUCCGUUUCGAUCACCGAAUCCACCGAACAAAUUGGUGCCAUCAUUAGGGAAAGGUUCCGGUAUUUUCAUUACUUCCAAGGAUAUCAUUGGUUUACCACCUCCGGAUGCACCAGUAGUUAAGAAACCGUGGCAGAAUGCAGUAACUGAGGAUCUGCGUAAUCAUUUGGUUAGAAAACUUGUAGAAGCAAUAUUUCCGUCACCUGACCCAGCGUCAAUCCAUGAUCAACGUAUCAAAGAUCUAGUCAAUUAUGCGCGAAAAGUUGAAAGAGAAAUGUUCGAAUUAGCCAAUGAUCGGGGAGAAUAUUACCACCUGCUUGCGGAAAAAAUCUAUAAAAUUCAAAAAGAAUUACAAGAGAAAAAAAUUAAACGAUUACAUGAACAAGGACAAGCAAGUGCCGUGGCUGGCAUACAACCACCUCAGCCAGGUGUUGACUUCGAUAUGCCCGGCCCGCCGAAUCGAACAACACCGUCCUUCCAACCAAACACUAGUACUGGCACACCACAAAUGAACGGAUUGUCUACCUCUAUGAGUGGAAAUGCAAUGACGAAUGGUCAGAUAGUGACUUCAGGGAUAAAAAUGGAAGUGCCUGGUGAUGUGGCAAUUGGUACUGAGCCAUCAGGUGCAGCGGAUGCUUCUGGAUGUUGCUCGAAACCUGGAACAUCUAAUAUAACAAACACAGAAAAGGCUAAAGCUUCCAUUAGUGCAGUUAAAACGGAAAUGAAAGCUAGCAAAGCUGAUGGUAAAGGCGAAACGAAAGUUGAAGAAAGAAAGGAAUUACCUGAUAAGGUAUUUGAUGCCAAUGAAUUGCGAAACAGGAUGAAACCAGUGUUGGAAAGAAUUUAUGCUAUGGAAGAAUCACUACCGUUUAGAAUUCCCGUCGAUCCGGAAAUUCUUGGCAUUCCGGAUUAUUUCGAUAUUGUCAAGAAACCUAUGGAUCUGUCAACAAUAAGCAGUAAACUUGAUACAGGUGAAUAUAAGAACCCAUGGGAAUUCAGUGAUGAUAUGUGGUUAAUGUUUGAUAAUGCUUGGCUAUAUAACCGGAAAAAUUCAAAAGUUUACAAAUAUUGCAAUAAGUUGAGUGAAGCCUUUGUGGAAGAAAUCAAUCCUAUAAUGCAAAAAAUGGGUUACUGUUGUGGCCAAAAAUUGUCGUUUACGCCAUUGGCAUUAUUUUGUUAUGGCCAGUCAAUGUGUACCAUCGCACGUGACCAGAUAUAUCAUGUUUAUGAGACAACGUCAACCCAAUAUGGUGUAACAGUUUCGGAGCGUUAUACAUACUGCACGAAAUGUUUUGAAGCUUUACCAGAAAGUGGCAUAAGUUUGAGUGAGAAUCCAAAUGAUACUUCUAAUAUGGUGCCAAAAUCGAAAUUUGUACAAAUGAAGAAUGAUCAGAUUGAUGUUGAGCCAUUUGAAAAAUGUAUCAAAUGUUUUCGGAAGUGGCAUCGAGUGUGCGCUCUUUUCAACAAAAAAAGCAUAGGUUUCCAUGGUUUUUCAUACUGUGGUAGCUUUGGUGUAUUGCAGCGUAGUCAUGAGAUUUCUCAAGAUUUAGAAAAGGUUUUUCCGGACGGAUUCAUUUGCGCUACGUGUCGUCGCGAAAAAAAUUUAGCACCAGCAGAAAAUCGUUUUACAGCCAAGAAAUUACCGCAUUGCCAAUUGUCACGAUUUAUCGAAGAACGUGUCAACAAAUUUAUGAAGAAUAAUCCUGCUGGCAAAGAUUAUGAAGUUAUCAUUCGUGUACUUUGUGCAGCUGACAAGGAAGUGGAAGUGAAGCCUUUGAUGAAACAAAAGUACGGACCUCUUGGUUUUCCGGAAAAAUUUCCGUAUCGAACAAAAGCAAUUUUUGCUUUCGAAGUCAUUGAUGGCGUGGAAGUUUGUUUUUUCGGUUUGCAUGUGCAAGAAUAUGGAAGUAACUGCCCACCACCAAAUAAAAGACGCGUAUAUAUAGCCUACUUGGAUUCAGUGCAUUUCUUUCAACCUCGACAGUUACGUACGGAGGUAUAUCAUGAAAUCUUGUUGGGUUAUUUGAAUUAUGCAAUGAUGUUGGGUUAUACAAUGGCUCACAUCUGGGCAUGUCCACCAUCCGAAGGCGACGACUACAUUUUCCACUGUCAUCCACCAGAACAACGAAUACCGAAGCCUAAACGCCUUCAAGAUUGGUACAAGAAAAUGCUUGACAAAGGUGUGGGCGAGCAUACAGUUUUUGAUUACAAGGAUAUUUACAAGCAAGCACGAGAUGAGAAUUUGGUGACGCCGAUGGAACUGUCUUAUUUUGAAGGGGAUUUUUGGCCUAAUGUAAUCGAAGACUGCAUUCGUGAAGCACAAAAUGAGGAACAGGAGCGCAAGCGACAAGAGGAAGCGGCACGCCAAGAACAACAAAAUGCCGAAGAUGAAGAUGGUGAUGAUAUGUUCCAUGAUGGAGAUAAUGGAAAAAGUAAAAAGAACAGCAAAAAGAAGAAUAAUUUGAAAAAAGGUAACUCGAAGAAUAAGAAAAAGGUUUGUUCACAAACGGGCAAUGAAGUCACUGAUAAAUUGUACAUAAACUUCGAGAAGCAUAAGGAAGUAUUCUUUACUAUUCGACUUAUGAGCCCGCAGUCGGAAUUAUCAGCACAAAAUAAUGAAAUUAAGGAUCCCGAUCCAUUAAUAGCAAGCGAUCUUAUGGAUGGCCGUGAUACAUUCUUGACACGUGCUCGUGAUGAACAUUGGGAAUUUUCCUCAUUACGACGCGCCAAAUAUUCUACGAUAUGCUUUUGUCAUGCAUUACACAAUCAGGAGAAGAGUGAAGGACUUUCGUACACUUGUAAUAGUUGCCAAGGAACAGCUAUUUGGCAUUGUACAACCUGCGAGGAUUUCGACCUUUGCAAUAAAUGCUAUGAAACAAUGUCCCAUCCACACAAAUUGGAGAAGGUCAAUACAUUGGUGGAAGUAGAGGAUAAACAUGAUGCAAGCAAUUCGCGAACUGAAAGCAUUCAGCGCUGCAUUCAGUCACUGGUACAUGCAUGCCAGUGUCGCGAUGCAAACUGUCGCCGUUCAACGUGUCACAAAAUGAAGCGUGUUGUGCAACACACCAAAGGUUGCAAAAAGCGUCAAAAUGCAAAUUGCGCUAUUUGCAAACAACUCAUUGCUCUGUGUUGCUAUCAUGCCAAGCAUUGCAACGGGACUUCGUGUCAGGUUCCAUUUUGCCUGAAUAUUCGCCAGAAAUUGCAAGAACAACGAAGAUCACAGAAUCGUCGUGCUGACAUGAUGAUGCGUCGACGUAUGGAUAUGCUUUCUAGUGGUUAUGGUGGAACCAACACACCAGGACCAUCGCAAUCUAGUGGACCAACCGGUGCAAUGAAUAUAUCCCAGACAGUGACGAAUCAUCAUGGUGCUGGACCAAUGCAAACUUAUCAGGGUACGGGUAUAGCGCAUAUACAGCACAUACAAAUGGGACAACCGCAGAACGUAAUCUCUUCUGGCCAGCAACAAAUGGCGCAAAUGCAGCAGCUACAACCGCAUCAGUAUCAGGCGCAUGGAAAAGGUGGUGCUAUACAAGGCAGUUCACAAAUACACAUGAUGGGUGUACCGACAACAAUGCAGCAAGACCAUACGAUAUCACAAGUUCAGCAACAACAAGCGCCACAUCAGCAAGGCGUACGUAUGAAUAUGACAUCACAAAUGGGGGGGAUGCAAAGGCCCGGAAUGGUUGGACAAAUGCAACAUGCCCAACAGCCGAUGAAUCCUCCACCAUAUGGACGUGGUGCUACGCAGCAAAACGCCUAUAGUAUGUCUGGAACCGCAGGACCUUCCUCUAGCUACGGAAGUAAUGCUGGACAACCAAUGAUGCUUGGACAGUCUAUGCCGCAGAAUUCACAAUCACAACCAAUAAUGCAACAGGGAAUGCAAAAUUUACGAGCGAAAGCUUAUGCUGGACAACCAAUCGAUCGUACUGCGCUACAGCAAGAUCCCCAGGUGCAAGCGAUAUUAACGAGGUUUAAAAAUGCAGAACGAGCGGAAGACAAAGAUAAAGUAUUGAAUGAUCUAAAGAAAAUGCCUCAUCUUUUUGCCGCUUUUAUCAAAAUGACGAAUAAUGAAAGAAGUGGUGGAGAUAUUCCACAGAGCAUAAAUCAGCAACAGCUUAGUGCCAUACAACAGCAACAACAGGGAAUGAUAAGGCAACCUCAAAUAGUAACUCAACAAAGUGGACAGUGGCAGCAAGGGACAGUUUCACAGCAACAAUACUAUCAGCAGCAGCAACCGCAGGUAUCACAAAGUGGCCAGCAGCAACCUCGCGGUCCCGGUGGUCAAUAUGCAUCGAUGAGUUCACAGGGUCAAAUGGCCGGUACUGCUAUGCCACAACCACAAUGGCAACAACAGUUCCAGCGGAACCCACAACCUGUGAGCCCAGCUAUGCAAUCUCAGUUCAAUCAGGUUCGUUCACCACCUAUUGGACGUUCACCAUCCGUGAGCAACGUUACUCAAUCAUCAAUAAUGCAGCCUGGUGCGGCACAGCCUGGUGUACAACAAAUGCAGCAAGGGACAGUUAAUCAAGAUCAGCAACCAUACAGAUAA